Molecule: messenger RNA, 7176 nt
Organism: Oncorhynchus kisutch (coho salmon)
Lineage: Eukaryota; Metazoa; Chordata; Actinopteri; Salmoniformes; Salmonidae
Product: disks large-associated protein 2
Exons: 12
Coding region: 665-3823 (1052 amino acids)
Biological process (GO): signaling
Cellular component (GO): postsynaptic specialization; glutamatergic synapse
Molecular function (GO): molecular adaptor activity
Source: RefSeq, a predicted model, not a curated record
CAUGACGUCCAGUGAGAGGAGUGAGGGACGACGCAAAUGACGGAAAAGGAGAAGAAGGAUUCAAUGAUAUGGAGACAAACACAGGACGUACUCUGAACCUGUAGAGAAGAGAUAGAGGUAAAUCAAUACAAAAAUAGAAGGGGAUAUGUGGAGAUACAGAAAUGCAGGGUUCUGAAUCCAUUGGACGGGAAUUUAGUUGCCGUGUUUUGCGCUGUGCCGGUAGAGCCUGUGGAACAUGCAGCACGAGCCUCUGUCACUCACACUGCUGCAGUGGAGGAGUACACGCAGAGCCCAGCACUGAUACAGAGCCACAGAACAGUACAACAGACUGGUCCUCCUGCAUCUCAUCCUCUCCUCAUCACCCCAUUCCUAUCACCCUAUUCCUCUGAGGGCUUGGAUAAAAAAAAGAAACAGGAAGGAAGGAAGGAAGGAAGGAAGAGAGGGAUUUUGUUUUUUUCUUCUGCCCACCAGAACAGACUCUUUCUCAGAUCUGUGUGUCUCUGAAUGACUGUGCUGUGUUUUCCUGUCAUCGAGUGAAGAAGCAACAUAUGUGCUCCGAUGUCUCCAGAACAUAGGCACGCUGCAAGACCAGCAGUAUUCCCCUUGGUCCCCGUCUCGACACUUCGAUGAAGGCAGACGCCACCCCGUCCCCCCAGCUAGGAACAUGAAGGGCUUAUCGGGCGGUCGCUCCCAGCACCAGAUCCUCUCGCCCCACGGGCUAGACCAGUUCGACUACCCCCAAGACAUCCAUGGCAUGGGUCACCAUGGUGGCGCCUCCGACUCACGCCACACCUCCUACCUGCUCAGCCCCACUGAGAGCUGCCCCAUGGACUACCAUCACCGCUACUCACCGCGCAGCUCCAUCCACUCAGACUGCAUGAUGAUGUCCCCCGUCAUGAUGGCGCCCUCGUCAGUCGGCGUUGGCCCCAUCGACCACGUUUCCAGCAGCACCUUCCCCAGAAUGCACUACAGCACCCAAUACUAUGACUCAGCCACGCGUGAUGACUGCGCCGCCAUCACUGCCUCCGCCACCUCCCAUGCUGCUGCCACUGCCGCUUCCGUCUUGCAGUACCAAGGCAGCGGCAAGAGCAACCGCAUCCCGGCCAAUCUGCUGGACCAGUUUGAGAAGCAGCUGCCGCUGCAUCACGAUGGCUUCCACACGCUGCAGUACCAGAGGGCGUCAACCACCACCACCACGGAGCAGCGCAGCGAGAGCCCCGGACGCAUCCGCCACCUGGUCCACUCUGUCCAGAAGCUCUUCACAAAGUCCCAUUCCCUGGAGGGAUCGUCCAAGAUGAACGGCACCAAGGGUGAAGGAGGAGGAGGGGGACACCACGGAGGCUCCCAACACGGCCACCAUGGAGGCUCCAAGCACGGCAGCAAGCGGAGCAAGAGCAAAGAGCGCAAGGCACACCGCUCGGGGGGCGCGGGUGGCUUCUGGAGCUCUGACGACAACCUGGACAGCGACAGCACCUACCGCACGCCCAGCGUCAUGAGCCGUCACCACGGUGACUACGCCCAUGCCGCCCACUGCUACCCGGACUCCAUGCAUCACAGUCACUUUGGGGACAUGUCCCUCAAGACCUCAAAGAGCAACAACGACGUCAAGUGCUCGGCAUGCGAGAGCAUGGCCACGGCUCCGGAGGGGAAGUUUAUGAAGAGAAGUUCCUGGUCUACGCUGACUGUCAGCCAGGCCAAGGAAGCUUACAGGAAGUCCUCCCUCAACCUGGAGAAACCCAUGAUGCACACAGACCUCAAGCCCUCACUACGGGCCUGUCACUAUCUGCAGGUGCCUCAGGAUGAGUGGAGUGGAUACCCGGAGGACGGAGACAAGGAUGAGGAGAUCCCAUGUCGGAGGAUGCGCAGCAGCAGCUACGUCAAAGCCAUGGGAGAGGUAGACAAUGACUCUGGUGGCGAAUCUGACGGCAGCCCCAAGUCCUCACCCCAGAAGGCCAUCCGACCCGACGCCCUCGUCCUCAAAUCAGUUAUGCAGAGGCCCCACAUAGACCCCCAAAGCCAGAGCUACCACUUGCAAACCACCCGAGACAUGAUGCGGCCCCAUCCCAGUGUCACCCUGGACCCAGCCUUCAAUUACCCCCAACACCAUGUACCCCUGGGGCCUCAGUUCCGCUCCCGGAACCAGAGCUACAUGCGGGCGGUCAGCACCCUCAGUCAGGCCAGCUGCGUCAGCCAGGUGAGUGAGACUGAGGUCAAUGGCCAGUUUGAGUCAGUUUGCGAGUCCGUUUUUAGCGAAGUAGAAUCCCAGGCCAUGGAGGCUUUGGACCUGCCUGGCUCGUUCCGCACUCGAAGCCACAGUUACCUGCGUGCAAUUCAGGCUGGGUAUUCCCAAGACGACGACUGCUUGCCUUCAAUGACAUCCUCCACUGUCACUUCAACUCUCAGAUCCACAACAGGGAUCCAGUUUCGUCUCCCAUCUUCCUGCAGUGUGGACCGAGCCGAUCCACCACCAGUGGUGACGCACAUGCCUAGCUAUAUGUCGAAGACUCCCCCGCCGGCACCACCUCGCUCCACCUCCAAGCCCCUCAUCUCAGUGACGGCUCAGAGCAGCACAGACUCCACUCAGGACGCCUACCACGAGGGGAGGGACCCGCGGGGGAGUGUACUGUGGGCACCGGACUGUCUGGGCGGCUCGGGUCGAACCCUCUACAACUCCACCGACAGCCUGGACAGCGCCAAUGUGGUGACGCUGGCCAUGGAGACGGCAGGGAGCAAGCGGCACGCCUCCUCGGGCAGCCACAGCUCGGUGCAGACGUGUGACAAGGCGGUGUUGGUGUCCAAGGCUGAGGAAUACCUCAAAACGCCACGUUCCUCCAUAGGGAUACAGGUGGAGACGGCGACGGACUCAGAGUCGGAGGGUAAAUGUCUUCCUCAGUACCAUUCUGUUGGCACCCAGGUGGAGGAUAACAAACGGCAUGGCAGGUUCAAGCGCUCCAACAGUGUGACGACAGCCGUACAAGCUGACAUGGAACUAGAAGGCUUCCCCACCAUGGAGGACAAGGGCCUGCAGUUUGGAGGGGGCUUGGGCUUCCGCGGGGGCCACUCGGAGCCCAGUACACCCACCCAGUACGGGGCCGUCCGCACCGUCCGCACCCAGGGCCUCUUCAGCUACCGGGAGGACUACCAGCGUUCCUCCAGCGGUCCUCCCAGUCCACAGCCCGAGUCGUGGCUGACAGAGCCCUCUCUGGAGGGGCCUGAGACGGGCCGAGUGUCCCCCCUCCGCAGGGACGGCAGCUGGUUCAUGCAGCUCCUCCAUAAUGAAACUAAGAGGAUGGAGGGAUGGUGUAAAGACAUGGAGAGGGAGGCGGAGGAGCAUGACCUGUUGGAGGAGAUCCUAGGGAAAAUCCGGAGUGCGGUGGGCAGUGCACAACUCCUCAUGUCUCAAAAAUUCCAGCAGUUCUACUGGCUGUGUCAACAGAACCUGGACCCCAGCGCCAUGCCUCGCCCCACCUCUCAGGACCUGGCCGGAUUCUGGGACUUGCUGCAGCUCUCAAUUGACGACGUCACUGCUAAAUUUAAUGAACUGCAGCAGAUCAAGAGCAAUGAGUGGAGGCUCGUGGAGAGCCCAGAGAAGAAGACGCCAUUACAGGAGAGGAAGUGGCCUCCCCCGCUGCCAAAGAGACCUCCGAAGGGGCGUGGCGGCGUGGUUCGGGAGCGCUCUCUGGACCUGCAGGACCGCCAGCGUCAGGAGGCCCGGCGCCGUCUUCUGGCUGCCAAGCGGGCGGCUUCCUUCAGACAGAACUCAGCCACAGAGCGGGCGGACAGCAUCGAGAUCUACAUCCCCGAGGCCCAGACCCGUCUUUGAGGUUCAAGGAUUUACCCCCCCCUAGCCCACCCCUACCCCUGUUUUGCCCAUAUCCGCCCCCAUACCUCAGCCCCAGCCAGUGGGUGUAACCCAGACCCCUUCCUCUCUCCUUCUUAUCUGUGCAAAUGUCUCUCACUCCACACUGUUUUUUCUCCACCUGUUCUGGUGUCCUCUCCCCUUUAAGAUGGAGGGAAUAUUCCCCACUCCACUACAAUGAGCUGCUAGUACACCCUCCCCUUUAACCGAACUGAUCCACCAUCACAAUUAUAUUUGGGUAAAUACAAGCAAAUAAAUUAUUUUCUAUACUGUAACAAAUGUUGUUGUUGGAAAUGUACUUCCCCCUAAGAGCUUUUGCAUUGCCAUCAUGUAUUAUUAUAAGCCUCUGGGUAAAGUUAAGGGGGAUGUCAGUAUUUUUCCACAGUGUUGAAAGGGAAUCACAAAGUGCAACUUUUUUAUGGAGAAUCUCACCAGCAACAGUGGUCUUGGGCUAAAACACCCUGUGUGGAGACUACUGCAUCCCAGUGGUAGCACAGAGGUGGUGAUGACUCACUGUCAAGACAGAUGUCUGAAAAUCUCUCCCCAUGUUGGUGGGUUGACAGCAUAAGUGGGGGGGUAUAUGUGAUUGAUCAACACCUGCUAUUGAAAUACCUCAGUCUUGCAGGUAAACACCAUAGACAUAGAAUUCUAAUCUAAGUCUAUUCUAUUUCUAUGGUAAAGACAGAGAAGUCAUCAUAUCUGAAAUGGUUGCACUCGCACAGCAUGCUGGGUGGGUAUCGUAAUUAUUUUGUUAUUCUAGGGACGUACUCACACAACUUUUUACCAGGCUAGCUACUGCAGCCCCUGACUAACGUCACCCCACUUUAUACCAGGCUAGCUACUGCAGCCACUGAUUAACAUCACACCACUUUAUACCAGGCUAGCUACUGCAGCCCCUGACUGACGUCACCCCACUACCAGACUAUCUGCAGCCACUGACUAACAUCACACCACUUGAUACCAGGCUAGCUACUGCAGCCACUGACAAAUGUUACCAGGCUAGCUACUGCAGCCACUGACUAACGUCACCCCACUACCAGACUAUCUGCAGCCACUGACUAACAUCACACCACUUGAUACCAGGCUAGCUACUGCAGCCACUGACUAACGUCACCCCACAACCAGACUAUCUGCAGCCACUGACUAACAUCACACCACUUGAUACCAGGCUAGCUACUGCAGCCACUGACAAAUGUUAGCAGGCUAGCUACUGCAGCCACUGACUAAUGUCACCCCACUACCAGGCUAGCUACUGCAGCCACGGACUAACGUCAGACCACUUUUCACCAGGCUAGCUACUGCAGCCCCUGACUAAGGUCAGACCACUUUUUAUCAGGCUAGCUACUGCAGCCACUGACUAACAUCACACCACUUUAUACCAGGCUAGCUACUGCAGCCCCUGACUAACGUCACCCCACUACCAGACUAUCUGCAGCCACUGACUAACAUCACACCACUUGAUACCAGGCUAGCUACUGCAGCCACUGACAAAUAUUACCAGGCUAGCUACUGCAGCCACUGACUAACGUCACCCCACUACCAGGCUAGCUACUGCAGCCACUGACUAAUGUCACCCCACUACCAGGCUAGCUACUGCAGCCACUGACUAACAUCACACCACUUUAUACCAGGCUAGCUACUGCAGCCCCUGACUAACGUCACCCCACUACCAGACUAUCUGCAGCCACUGACUAACAUCACACCACUUGAUACCAGGCUAGCUACUGCAGCCACUGACAAAUAUUACCAGGCUAGCUACUGCAGCCACUGACUAACGUCACCCCACUACCAGGCUAGCUACUGCAGCCACUGACUAACGUCACCCCACUACCAGGCUAGCUACUGCAGCCACUGACUAACGUCACCCCACUACCAAGCUAGCUACUGCAGCCACUGACAAAUGUUACCAGGCUAGCUACUGCAGCCGCUGACUAACGUCACCCCACUACCAGGCUAGUUGCCUCAGCCACUGACUAAUGUUACCAGGCUAGCUGCCUCAACCACUGACUAAUGUUACCAGGCUAGCUGCCUCAGCCACUGACUAAUGUUACCAGGCUAACUGCCUCAGCCACUGACUAAUGUUACCAGGCUAGCUGCCUCAGCCACUGACUAAUGUUACCAGGCUAGCUGCCUCAGCCGCUGACUAAUGUUACCAGGCUAGCUGCCUCAGCCACUGACUAAUGUUACCAGGCUAGCUGCCUCAGCCACUGACUAAUGUUACCAGGCUAGCUGCCUCAGCCACUGACUAAUGUUACCAGGCUAGCUGCCUCAGCCACUGACUAAUGUUACCAGGCUAGCUGCCUCAGCCACUGACUAAUGUUGCUGAGAAAUGGGAUGUGAAAAAUACAUGCAGUAUUACAUUAGGGCUGCAUUGAUGCAUUUUCACUUCUGAUAAUGGCAUUGAUGUAAGGAUGAAACAUGCUUAUGAUAUGGGUGGUACAGUACAUUUAUUCCUCUGAUACAUGUUUCCAUUGCAACACUAUUGUAAAUCAUUUAAAGGAAACAAAUGUUUCUAAUUUCUGGAAGAAAAAAAUGUACUAUAUGAUACAAUGCAUUUUUGCACCUUAUAUGUACUAUUCAUGUUUGUAUUUCCAAGGGAAAUGUAGUUCAUGAUGCUCACUUGCUAUUGUUGCAGUUUAUUUGCAAGGACAGAUGUGGAAUAUUUUCUACAGAAUAGGACUAUUACGUUAUUCUAUAGUCCACUUUGAGUUGUGUGUUUAGCCCCAUAAUGACAUUCUGGCAUUCAAGCCUCUGGUGUCAAGUACGAUUGAUUGUAAUGAUAAAUCAUGUAAUCUAUCACACCCACAUAUAUAUUAGAUUGAACUCGAUAUUCUCAUAGUAGAUGGUGGGAAAAAGUGAGUAUCUAUCGGGUGUAGAGAACAGUGGCCUAACAGUCCUACCUAUUAGGGACCACAUCACAGCCAUAUCAUCCCAUCUGGCACACAACAAUCAAGUACUUUCCUCCACACUACGGAUGUAGUGUGGGACAGACAGGUGCAAAUGACACUUUAACACUAUCUAGUUACUAGUAAAUGGUGCUGUUUUUUACUCUGAAACGGUUGUCAUUUACCCAGUCCUACACACACAGCUACUUUUUAACAUAUUUACUAAAUGGUGCCCAUAGCAUCUGGAAUUAAAAAUGGUUGCUAUUGACUUGCGAAAACACCAUCUUUGCAAAUAGUCUAUUUGCAGUGUUAAUUUUUGCUUAGCAGUUGUUUAUUGAAGAGGCAGAGAAAAUACAUAUUAAUGAGGAAUUUCUAGUCCAUCUCUGGACAGCAGAAAAUAGGGUUUCUGUCAUGGCAGGGAGUGUGUGUGUG